AUGAAUCUUCUUCUAACUUGGCCGCUUCUAGCGGCAGCAGCUGAAGCUGCUGGGGGGUUGGCAAGUGGAUCGAUUGGUCUCACUGAGCAAACCUUGGAAUCUGAGGUAUCUGAGAACUCCACAGAGGGCUAUGGUCGGGCAUUUCUUGAUGACAAGCUUUGGCUGUUAGGUGAUUCCCCUAUAACGUUUACUAGCAAUUUCGGCGAGGCAGGUCUGGAGGGGUACGACCUGUCGGCCAGUUCAGCAAACAUCCACUGCAGCACUUGCACAACUCCUGUAGAGGACCAACACAGUUCACAACCGAGUAUAAAUGCACAGAAGGAACAAGCUGCAGGGACUGAAGUGUUGGCUAGGGAAGAAAUGACGACGGGCUCGCCCAUACGUGGGAUCAAGUCCCUAGUCACUGGCUCGCUCAUGCUAGGCCUUCUACUCAUUCUUCUGAGCGCUCCAGAGGACUCUGAUGAUGAGAGCCACAUCUUAACGAGAUUGCAUGACUCCCUUGCUGACGACAUUGUCGACGGGCUGUUUGCGGUAGAUGAUUUCUUGGAGGCACACGUCCCCAUCUUCCCCUUUUGGAUCGUCACAUUCUGGGUACUCACCGGCGCAGCCCCGAUUCUGUUUUUCUCAGGUUUAGUAGACCUGACGCAGAGCCUGCGGAAGCGUAGGCACACUCCAAACUCCCUCGCAAAUUCAAAGCCUACGGGUUUUCCCUUCGGAUUCUUGGUAACAAGCCUUGCCAUUUUGGCACUUAGCCUGCCGGCUAACCAGGACAGCGACAACCCUACACACGCUGUGGCGAUGGAGGCCUGUGUUAAUCUCAUCUGGGGAAUGAACCUUGUGUUUCUGCUGCGUCUCCUCACUCGAGCUCGCGGCUGGAAAGGCCAGGGAAAGGAACAGGCGCACCUGCUGGAAAAAGCGAACCAUGAGACGUCUUCUCAUACGUUUCCACAAGAAGAAAGCCUUUCAGUGAAGGGGCACAUGGCACGCCAUUAG
Eimeria necatrix is the source of this 993-nucleotide messenger RNA. RefSeq lists its product as hypothetical. The coding region runs from base 1 to 993 and encodes 330 amino acids. The record is from RefSeq and is a predicted model, not a curated record. The transcript has a single exon. Lineage: Eukaryota; Apicomplexa; Conoidasida; Eucoccidiorida; Eimeriidae.